Molecule: messenger RNA, 3038 nt
Organism: Panthera uncia (snow leopard)
Lineage: Eukaryota; Metazoa; Chordata; Mammalia; Carnivora; Felidae
Gene: FHIP1B
Product: FHF complex subunit HOOK interacting protein 1B
Exons: 10
Biological process (GO): endosome to lysosome transport; early endosome to late endosome transport; endosome organization
Cellular component (GO): FHF complex
Source: RefSeq, a predicted model, not a curated record
ACUGGCUCCCUGAGUUCUCCUAACCUUCUGUUCACUCUCACCAUCCCAUUUAGUCAUCAUAUCAUCUUAGAUUCCUUCUAUCUUCUGUUUCUCCAGGUAGUGCGAAUCCUGGAGCGGCAAGGCCCUCGGGCAGCUCCUAGGGGUGCAGAUGAUCUCAGUGCUGUGCGCAACCACACUUACCAGAUGUUGACACUGCUGGUAGAAGAUCGUGUGGUCCCCUCAGCCCCCACGACCCCUGGGCCCUUGCUGGAGUUCGCUUUGCGUGAGGACCUGCUAACCCGUGUGUUGGUUUGGCAGCUUCAAUGGGAUGAGCUUGGGGAUGGGGUUGAGGAACGGCGGGCUGAGCAACUGAAGCUGUUUGAGAUGCUAGUGAGUGAAGCUCGCCAGCCACUGUUGCGACAUGGUCCAGUUCGUGAGGCUCUGCUGACCUUGCUGGAUGCCUGUGGCCGUCCUGUGCCCAGUAGCCCAGCACUGGAUGAAGGCCUGGUGCUACUUCUCAGCCAGCUGUGUGUGUGUCUGGCCCGGGAACCUUCAUUGCUCGAGUUCUUCCUGCAGCCACCUCCUGAGCCUGGAGCUGCCCCCCGCCUUCUCCUCUUUUCUCGCCUUGUUCCCUUCGUCCAUCGGGAGGGCACACUGGGCCAGCAGGCCCGUGAUGCCCUACUCCUGCUCAUGGCUCUGUCGGCCGGGAGUCCCACUGUGGGCCGCUACAUUGCAGAUCACUCUUACUUCUGCCCGGUGCUGGCCACAGGGCUGAGUGCCCUGUACUCCUCACUGCCCCGCAAGAUUGAGGUUCCAGGGGAUGAUUGGCACUGCCUGCGACGGGAGGAUUGGCUGGGAGUGCCAGCCCUUGCGCUCUUCAUGAGUUCCCUAGAAUUCUGCAAUGCAGUCAUUCAGGUGGCUCACCCUUUGGUGCAGAAGCAGCUAGUUGAUUAUAUCCAUAAUGGGUUCUUGGUGCCUGUCAUGGGCCCUGCCCUGCAUAAGACCUCUGUGGAGGAGAUGAUCGCCAGUACCGCCUAUCUGGAGCUUUUCCUACGGAGUAUCUCAGAGCCUGCUUUGCUCCGUACCUUCCUGCGAUUCCUGCUGUUACACCGGCAUGACACCCACACCAUCCUUGACACCCUCGUUGCCCGUAUUGGCAGCAACUCCCGGCUCUGCAUGGUCUCUCUGAGUCUCUUCAGGACCCUACUGAACCUCAGCUGUGAGGAUGUCCUGCUGCAGCUGGUUCUCAGGUAUCUUGUCCCGUGUAACCAUGUGAUGCUGAGCCAGAAGCCAGCUGUACGUGAUGUGGACCUAUAUGGACGAGCUGCAGACAAGUUUCUCUCCCUUAUCCCACGCUGUUGUCGGCAUCGUGCCCCUAGCCCACCCCGUCCAGAGCAUGCCUCAUGGGCACGAGGCCCUGGAAGCCCGAGUGUUGACUCCUCUUCUGUGGUGACAGUGCCCCGGCCCUCCACACCAUCUCGUCUGGCCCUCUUCCUGCGACAGCAGAGUCUGGGUGGCUCGGAAUCCCCAGCUCCAGCCCCUCGCUCACCAGGGCUUGCUGCAUCCCCAGCCUCCAGCCCUAGCCGACGGCCCAGCCCUGUGGAGGAGCCUGGUGAGCUGGAAGACAAUUACCUGGAGUAUCUGCGUGAGGCGCGCCGUGGUGUGGACCGGUGUGUCCGAGCCUGCCGUACCUGGUCUGCCCCCUAUGAUGGCGAGCGGCCCCCUCCUGAGCCUAGUCCUGUUGGCUCCCGGACUAAGAAACGCAGCCUACUGCCUGAGGAGGACAGGGACAAUGUGGGGGAAGGGGAGGAGGAAGAGCUGGGGAGUGGAGGGCUUUCUGGGGGUACAGGAGAGGGCCCUGGCCACCUGCCCCCUCCCCAGCUCAAUGGGUUGCCAGGACCAUGGCCUGAGGGGGCCAAGAAGGUUCGUCGGGUGCCUCAGGAGGGGGCUGGGGAACUGCCAGAGAGCACCUCCGAGGGCAUGGCAGGACUAGAGGGCUUUGGGCAGGAGCUCCGGGAACUGGAGGUGGCAUUGAGCAAUGGGGGGGCUGGCUCAGAACCCCCGCUAGAGCCUCCACUACCUCUUGAGGAGGAGGAGGCCUAUGAGAGCUUCACCUGUCCCCCUGAGCCCCCCGGCCCCUUCCUCAGCAGCCCUUUGCGGACGCUCAACCAGCUGCCAAGCCAGCCCUUCACUGGCCCCUUCAUGGCUGUGCUCUUUGCCAAACUCGAGAACAUGCUGCAGAACUCCGUCUAUGUCAACUUCCUGCUGACGGGGCUGGUGGCCCAGCUGGCCUGUCACCCCCAGCCCCUGCUCCGCUCUUUCCUGCUCAACACCAACAUGGUCUUCCAGCCCAGUGUCAAGUCCCUGCUGCAGGUGCUGGGUUCUGUGAAGAAUAAAAUUGAGAGCUUUGCGGCCUCCCAGGAGGACUUCCCAGCACUGCUAUCCAAAGCCAAGAAGUACCUCAUUGCCCGUGGCAAGUUGGACUGGGCCGAGGGCCCUGCAGCAGGACCUACCCCCCGCCGCUCCGAUCCCCUAGUGAAGAGCCGGAGGCCAUCCUUGGGGGAGUUGCUCCUGCGGCAUGCACACAGUCCAACCAGGGCCCGGCAGGCGGCACAGUUGGUUCUUCAGCCUGGGAGAGACGGCGCAGGACUUGGCCUAGGUGGGGGCUCCCCUGGGGCUUCAACUCCGGUUCUACCCCCUCGGGGUGGGGCCCCUGAGCGCCAAGGUGAGGCUCUGCGAGUCAAGAAUGCUGUCUACUGUGCAGUCAUUUUCCCUGAAUUUCUCAAGGAGUUGGCUGCCAUUUCCCAGGCCCAUGCUGUCACCUCGCCUUUCUUGUUGGAUACUUCAGAGGAGGGAUCUGGUCCUCCUGUCUCAGGCUUUGGGCCCCUCAAUCCUUAACUUUCUUCCAUGGACAAUCAGGGCCUCCAGUGGCCUGGGCUGGGGCCGGGGUAUAGGCUCCUUUUUAUGUUUGGAGGCAGUGGUAAGAGGACUUUUUAAUUUAUUUCUGAUGAAUGUUUUAUGGAGAACUUGUUGCAAUAUGUAUAAAAGGGAAAUCUCUA